Messenger RNA from Ictalurus punctatus (channel catfish), 2834 nucleotides. RefSeq names its product complement factor B/C2A. Gene Ontology annotation, biological process: complement activation; proteolysis. Gene Ontology annotation, cellular component: extracellular region. Lineage: Eukaryota; Metazoa; Chordata; Actinopteri; Siluriformes; Ictaluridae. The transcript is spliced from 18 exons. The record is from RefSeq and is marked provisional. The coding region runs from base 48 to 2297 and encodes 749 amino acids. Gene Ontology annotation, molecular function: serine-type endopeptidase activity.
UAGUUCCUUAUUUUUCAUCUCAUUUACAAUAAGGUUGAAACGGCAACAUGCAGUCUGUGCUUCUGUGGAGUUCAUUCCUUUUGGUGAUUUUCAGCCAUUGCUCCUUUCUAGAUGGUGCUCCGUCUUUAUCUCAGUGCUCUGACAGUAAUCUGAGUAUCAGUGGGGGAAGAUACACCCUCUCCAAGUUGCAUAAUGAUGGUAGUAUACUGAGAUACAUCUGCAGAGAGGGUUUUUAUCCACAUCCUAUAAAAAGUCGUAAAUGUGACGGAGGCCAGUGGGAUCCUAUACCCGGCACAAAGCUUCCAGUAUGCAAGAAGGUCACAUGUCCUUAUCCAAUUGUUCUGGAGAAUGGAGUUGUGCAACCUUAUAAACCAGUGUACUACGUGAAUGACACAACCACCUAUAGGUGUCAUUCUGAUUACACAUUUCGAGGAUCUGCCACCCGUGUGUGUCAGGCCAAUGGGAAGUGGAGUGGUGGCACACCAAUUUGUAGUCGUAACACUGAUCACUGCCCAGAUCCUGGCACUCCACCUGGUGCCAGCAGAGGUGGUCACAUUUUCAACAUUGAUGACAAAGUUACCUAUACCUGUGCUAAGAAUCUAAAACUAAUAGGUUCCAAAGAGCGUGUGUGUCAAGAUGGUGGCCAGUGGUCAGGGAAAGAGCCGGAGUGCUAUGCUGAUUUUACAUACGACACUCCUGAAGAAGUAGCAGAGGCUUUCGGCAGUUCUCUAAAGACUACUCUAACUCUGCAUGAGGAAUCAGGUAAAGAAGGAAAGAAAAUACGUUUGACGCAGGAAGGAAAACUUGACAUCUACAUUGCCCUGGACGCAUCUGACAGCAUUGAUGAAAAUGAUUUUAAUAAAGCAAAGGAGGUCAUUAAGAAGCUCAUAACAAAGAUAAGCUAUUAUGAGGUCAAUCCAAAUUAUGAACUCCUAAUUUUUGCCACGGAUGUGACAAAAAUUGUUAGUAUUACUGAUUACAAGAAGGGUCCUGAAACAAGGUUAAAGAACCUUCUUACAUUGCUAGAGGAUUACAAAUAUGAUGCGAAAGGACAGAAAACAGGAACCAACAUUCGCAAAGCUUAUGAUGCUAUACUAAGGAGCAUGAGUUUUGAGAAGGAGCAAAAUGAGACAGCCUUUGACAUGACACAGCACGUCAUAAUCAUGUUUACUGAUGGUAUAGCCAAUAUGGGAGGAAGCCCCAAAUCUGUUAUUGACGAAAUUAAGCAAAAAGUAAAAAAUCAGGAGCAAUAUCUUGAUCUUUAUGCAUUUGGAGUUGGUCAAGAUGUUGAGAAAGAGAUAAUUGAUGAGUGGGUGACAAAAAGAAAUAACGAGAAGUAUUUUUUCAUACUUCCAGACAUGGACAAAGUUGGAGAGACAUUAGAUGAAAUGAUUGAUGAGGGCACUAGUGUGUCUCUAUGUGGACUCUACAAAGACUACAGUGACCCUGAGAGUAGAGCAAGCCUGCGCCUCACAUACCCCUGGCUGAUAAAGAUAUCUAUAACUCAUGAGGGUGGCACAGCAAACUGUAUAGGAUCAUUAGUCUCUCCCAAGUUUAUUCUAACUGCUGCCCAUUGCUUCAGGUUUAACGAUGAUCCUGAAAGAAUUGGACUUGUGGCAACCGAUGCUAAAGAUACUGGAUUACUAGCGGUGAAGAGGUACUUACUUCAUCCUGAAUACAAUACCACUAAGAAGAGGAACCUGGGAAUACCAGAGUAUUAUGAAUAUGAUGUGGCUCUCAUUGAAUUAAAGAAAGGUGUGAAAGUCAGUCCUGACAUCAGAACUAUCUGUAUUCCCUGCACUCAGGAGACAAAUGGGGCUCUACAACUGCCUGCCAGUGUUACAUGUGAAAAACAAAAGGAAGUUCUGUUGAACAGUGAUCUUGUGACGGCACAUUUCAUAGAACAUAAAGUUGAAAAUAGCAAAAAGCCAAAAAAGACUGUCCUAAUCAGACAGGGGCAACAGAAAGAUGAAUGCAUUCAUCAGACCAAAACGAUAUUUAAUAUCAAACCAGAAACUGCAAAGGAGAUGAUUACAGAGAACAUGUUGUGCACAGGUGGACCUUCACAAAAUUACAUAGAUGAUGUUACUUGCAAAGGUGACUCUGGUGGUCCUACAUUUGUGGAAACAAAUCGUUUGAUCCAGGUUGGAGUCAUCAGCUGGGGUCUGAACGAUACAUGUGCUACUAAUGUGGAUCCUAAAGAUACCAGAGACUUCCACACAAACCUCUUCAGUCCAAUUGUGCAAGACUUCCUUAAACUAUACCUGGACGAUGGGGACUAUUUACAUUUUCUGUAAACAUUUAAUUAGUUACUUUUUGUUUAUCUACUUAACAGCUACUUAAUGCCAUUACAGAUUUUCUUAUCAAAGUAUUCAACAUUAAGGACAGUAUGACAAUAAAAUUUUGUAGGUUUAUUAAUGUCACGUCUCAAAUUUUUUUUAAAUUACUUAUUUAAAAAACUGUUUACCAAUAGAACACUGUAGAACAGUUAGUGAUUAAAAUGAACCCUGUCCUGGUGUUCAUCUAAACCAAGGGAAUUCAACUAAAAUUUGUGAAAAUCCUUACAAAAUUCCGGAUCAGCAACAUGACUGAAUGGCGACAACAUUUGCCCUUUAAUAACCAUAAUUAGUUUAUGGCUGUAAAUUAGACAGUUGGAAGUGGUUAUGUUUUGAUUCGUAGUGGUGCUUCCUGUUAUCAUUUUGGACUAGCGCCAUAAACUCUGAAGAGACAACUUUUUCGGCUUAAUGUUGGGAGAAUAAACACAUAAUUCUCUCCAUUUUAUUUUAAGCAGUGUAUUUUUCUCAUGGAGAUGUCAUCAGUUUUAAUAAAUAAAG